CUUCUAUUAAUAUUUAAACAAAACAUCACAUCUAGUAACUGAUCGCGAGAAGUGUAACAAUGACGUCGAAAGGAAGUGCCCAGAGGACCCAAUGUGAAAGAUGAGGCUAUAUUUUCUUACAAGCUGAGUAGAAUAAGGAUCAGGAACUAUUGUAAUGACAUAAUGCUAAGAUUGAAUUUAUGAUAGAGUUACGUACGAUAUAGUAAAAGACUACUCAUCAACAGCAUGAAGCUUUUGUAUAAAUUGAGAUGCUUUUCCACCUUCAACACUUACUAUCUGCAUCAAUCUACACACACCAACAACAAGAACAAGAACAACCUUAUAUCUACAAUACCUUCGAAGUCCAUCAUACUUGAUAUCUCUUAACAACUCAAAAACCCAUUCACUUCAAAAUUUCAAAAUGGUCCAACUCGCCCAAGUCGCAAUUAUCUUCACCACAGCUCUUGCUGGCUUUACCACUGCCAAAAGCUGCACCACCGGAGGCAUCUACUGCGGUACCUAUCUUCUUGAAAGAGGCGACUACAUUAAUAAAAUCAUCACCAACCUACGGGCCAACAACAUGCCAACAGACGACAACACCAUUAAGCAAUCUCUAUGGAGCUGCCUUGAGCACGGCGAUAUUCAAUUCAAGGAGAUGUGCACCAGGGGUUGCAUCGGCGGCGAUAAGAAUGACGACUACUGCACCGGAUCCCCCGACGCUGGAGGCGCGAAGAGGGGUGAGCCCAUUUUCUGGGAGGCUUAAGUCUUAUAAGAUUUUGGAGAUAGCGUUUCAUCACUGUCACGAGGUGGACCAAGAAGCAAGGAAACAACUUGACAGUGCCCUUUUUUCUAGAUGCCUCAUCUAGAAUCCCGACAAUCACUUCCUAUAUUUCAUUCUUCCGCACCUGUAAACUACCUAUGUACAAGAUAGAAUAACUAUGUUAUAGCAAUAUAUCACAGGAUUUCCCGACUGA
This is a messenger RNA of Daldinia decipiens, 953 nucleotides long. RefSeq lists its product as uncharacterized. Lineage: Eukaryota; Fungi; Ascomycota; Sordariomycetes; Xylariales; Hypoxylaceae. The transcript is spliced from 2 exons. The coding region runs from base 401 to 742 and encodes 113 amino acids. The record is from RefSeq and is a predicted model, not a curated record.